AUGACACAACCGAUGCAAAACCUACAGCUCUCCCAGUCCAAAAGGACCAGCGCCCCAUCCUCUCCUAACGCGGCUAAACGACUGUACCGCAAUCUGUCCGAAAAAUUAAAAGGAAGUCAUUCUUCAUUUGAUGAAGCCUACUUCAGAGCAAGAGCUGAUCGGUUUAGAAAGCCCUCAGUUAAUUUUCAGUGCAAUGAAGCUGUGUUUGAAGCCGUGGAACAGCAGGACCUUGAAGCAGUUCAGAUUCUCCUCUAUCAGUACACAGCAGAAGAAUUGGAUUUAAACACGCCUAAUAGUGAAGGAUUAACACCGCUGGAUAUUGCCAUCAUGACAAAUAAUGUGCCUAUUGCAAGAACUCUUCUGAAGGCUGGGGCCAGAGAGAGCCCACACUUUGUCAGUAUGGAGAGCAGAUCGCUGCACCUUAGCUCUCUGGUGGAGGAAGCUCAGCAGAGGAUCGGUGAACUAACUAUCAAGUUACAGAGUGAGGGUCUGGGACUGGACACCGUUGAGAAGGAGAAGCAGCUGAAGUCUUGGGAGUGGAGAUACCGUCUGUAUAAGAGAAUGAAGACUGGUUAUGAGCAUGCAAGAGCUCCUGAGGCCCCAACCAAUGUCUGUCUCAUAAUCACAAGUAGCACAUCAAUCACAGUCAGUUUCCAAGAGCCACUGAGUGUCAAUUCAGCUGUGGUCACCAAAUACAAAGCUGAGUGGAGCGCUUCUUCAGAUUUUUCUUCCAUCGCUGGAGAAAUAAUAGUGGAUAAUCUCCAGUCUUUGAAAUGUACUAUCACAGGCCUCACGAUGGGGCAGGUGUACUAUGUUCAAGUGUCUGCGUACAAUAUGAAAGGUUGGGGACCUGCAGAAAUCUCUAACCCUCCUGGUGCUGCUCCUUCCAACUGGAAAGACUAUGAUGGCCGCGAUGUUAAGCACAAGGGACAGACUGAGGCACUUGAACGUCUGCUUCAGCAGGUUCGAACCAUACAUCAGCAUUACAGCUGCCGAGAAAGUGUGAAAACACAAAAUCCAAGUCGCAAGCAGUCUGUGUCCAGAAGCUUGAAACAUCUUUUCCAUUCGUCAAACAAAUUUGUUAAAACUUUAAAAAGGGGUCUCUACCUAGCGGUUAUAUUUUAUUACAAGGACAAUAUGUUGGUAACCAAUGAAGAUCACGUACCGAUUGUAGAAAUUGAUGACUCUUGUACCAGCUCUAUUACACAAGAUUUUCUAUGGUUUACUAAGCUGUCGUGCAUGUGGGACGAUAUCAGGUGGCUAAGACAGAGUAUGUCAAUAUCUAUGUCAUCAUCAACUGUGCUUCAGGCCAGGCAGAAGAUGCUGGCAGCUGCCGCCCAGCUUCAGAAUUUACUUGGCACUCAUAACCUAGGAAGAGUUUAUUACGAACCCAUAAAGGACAGACAUGGAAACGUCUUAAUAGUUUCAAUCAGAGAAGUAGAAACGUUAUAUUCUUUUUUUAAUGGCAAAUGGAUGCAAAUCUCAAAGCUACAGAGUCAGAGGAAAUCCCUUUCAACUCCUGAAGAACCAACUGCUCUGGAUAUCUUACUCAUAACAAUUCAGGACAUUUUGACUUAUCAGAGACGGAGCCAGCAGCGACUGAUUCCCGGCUUGUACCUGGGCUACUUGAAACUCUGCAGUUCUGUUGAUCAGAUCAAAGUACUUGUUUCUCAGAGACUUCCCAAUAUGUUGUGUCAUGUAAAAAUCCGGGACAACGGCAAUGUUUCCAAAGAUGAAUGGGAAUGGAUUCAAAGUCUAUCUGGAUCCGAGUGUACUGAUAAAAGGGAUCUUUCUGUGGAUUUCUAUACUGAUUUGUUACUUGGUGACCUCCAGAUUGCAGUUAAAGCCCUUCUGAAGCAAAUUAAUCUACCUCUACACCAGGCCAAACACUUCCGUCUAUACACGCAGGAGGUGUUGGAGCUGGGUCACAAUGUCUCCUUUCUUCUGCUGCUCCCAGCCUCCGACGAUGUCUGCAGUGCUCCUGGACAGAGUAACCCUUACACGUUACACUCAGGAUUCCUUAACCUGCCCUUACAGAUGUUUGAGCUAGGGCACUUUUGCAGCUACAAAGAGAAGUUCAUUAGCUUGUAUUGUCGUCUGUCUGCUAUAUUAGAGCUGGACUCCUUAAUUUCCCAGCAGUCUUUGAGAGAAGCAAUCACAGAUGAUGAAGUUGGAGCAGCUAAGCAGAGACACCAGCAAGUGUUGGACUAUAUCCAGCAAACUGAUGAGGUUUGGCGAGAAAUUAGAUGGAUUAUGGAUGCGCUUCAGUAUGCAAGAUAUAAGCAGCCUGUGGCCGGUUUGCCAAUCACAAAGUUUUUGGACCUCUCUGAAGAGCAAAAUCAAAAAAAGAACAAUUCAACAUCAUCUCAUAUAGACUGUUUACCAUCCCCAUCUCCAUCACCAGAAAUGCAUCGAAGAAAAUUAAUGAGCGAUUCACAAACUUGCUCAGAUGAAGAAGGCUGUUCUGAGGUGUUCCUUCCAACAGACAGCGACUAUGAUUCCAGUGAUGCAUUGAGCCCGAGAGAGUUGGAUUUAGUUUACUCAUCCUCUCAAGACAUCUCCCAGCAGACACUGUCAGGCCUAAGUGGAAGUGCUCCUGAUGUCUUACAGGUGCAUGACAUGAAGCCUUGUUUAACCUUAAAGGAAGAAUGCAGCGGUUUGGACUCUAGCACUGAAUACUGUACCAGGUAUAUGGACAACCUGUCUGUAAUGGGUUUCCCUUCAAAAAGCAUGGACAAAAGUUCAACCUCAAAACAACAUUUGAGUAUAUUAGGGAAGAAGAGAUCUGGAAAACACCAGCAUUGUAAUUACUUCAGUCGACAUAAUCGAUGGCUUCGAGUACAUAGUGAAUCUCAGUCUUUGUCACUUUCGGAAGGAGUCUACACUCAACACAUGUCUAGAGCAGUAGAUUUUAAUGAAGAACCUACUUCUGGUCAACAGAUAACCAUCCCAGUGGAUGGCACUCGAAGUUCUUUCUUACCUCAUGCUUCUAGUCUGCCUGAAGAGGGCAAAUUCAAAUACAAUGAAUCAAAGACAAAUGUGCGUAGAAUUUUUGUUGAGCCUUAUAAACAGAUAUCUGAAGAGGAGAAAAAAAUGUGGACUAUAAACAUUGAUGCAUCCCAUUCACCAGCCAAGGAACCUAGCUUACAGGCCAUUGCAGGGCAGGAAUUAGAUGCAGAUGAGAAGACAAAUUUACAACUAUCAGAAGUAUUUAGUAGCACUCUAUAA
Messenger RNA from Bombina bombina (fire-bellied toad), 3228 nucleotides. RefSeq names its product ankyrin repeat and fibronectin type III domain containing 1 (gene ANKFN1). Gene Ontology annotation, biological process: regulation of establishment of bipolar cell polarity; establishment of mitotic spindle orientation. The coding region runs from base 1 to 3228 and encodes 1075 amino acids. Gene Ontology annotation, cellular component: spindle. Gene Ontology annotation, molecular function: protein binding. The transcript is spliced from 17 exons. Lineage: Eukaryota; Metazoa; Chordata; Amphibia; Anura; Bombinatoridae. The record is from RefSeq and is a predicted model, not a curated record.